CAGAAUUGAUCGCAUUUCGUAGAAGUGUCCACAUCCACCUUCCAUCACCAGUUACAACUCAAGACCCUCUCCUCUGUAACUCACUCUCGCGGUGCAUCGUCCCAUAUUGUUUUGCCUCGCAUUUCCUGUCGGCCAUCAGAUACGUUGUGGCCGUUGGAGCGCCGUCCGUUCCCCCGAAGUUCCUGCAAACGAUCGCAGUCCGCAGUCGAAGUUGAGCAGCCAUGGCUUCUCCUAGACCUUCCUCUCCUCUGACCUCUGGUCCUGAUUCCGGGCCCGACUCUACUCCUUCUGCCGCCAAAUCCAGCGGGUCGUCCUCCAUCGCACGCGCUGGCUCACCUCCCGGUGGCCCUCGCUCUGCCAUCCGUCGACGCGCAGCUGCCGAUCACAAAGAAUCCGUCAAGAAUGCUCGACCAGCCUCAACACGUGCAGCCGGUGCAGGAGGUUCUUCAGGGACUAUGCUAAGACUAUACACCGACGAGAGUCCUGGUCUGAAGGUCGAUCCUAUGGUCAUUCUUUUCCUGAGCUUAGGAUUCAUUUUCAGCGUCGUAGCUCUGCAUCUCAUUGCAAAGGUCACAAAGAGAUUCUCUUAGACUUCUUGGGCGAACUUACAGGUGGACUAUUGCAUGGGAAAAACAAAAGCGUGGUCGCAGGCAUAUCUUGUAUAAUACCAAUAAGUGGUUGCGAUUGAAGCAACAGGGCUAUCCUAGAUUUCCAGGGCCCGACAUGAGCACUCGACAAUUGCAUAUCAGCCCGUGAUGACUCGGAGGCUUCAAGACGAGACUGCAGGGGGACACCUGAAUAAGCCUUGAAAGAGUGCAUGCUCGGACACCGCAAAGCUCGACUCACUCUUGCUCUUGUUCGCGAGAACCUUUCCGCAGUGCAACAAUCUGCAUCAUCCUGAAUGCCAAGUGAAGGACCAGGGUUUGGGUAGAGGGACCGUAGCAUUGGGAAUGUACUUCGUACCUUUGCAAGUGAAGAUCUCACCAUCUUUCGACAUGAUCGCGUGGCCAAUCUUUUGUGUAGCAUAACUCCAAC
Molecule: messenger RNA, 1035 nt
Organism: Exophiala xenobiotica
Lineage: Eukaryota; Fungi; Ascomycota; Eurotiomycetes; Chaetothyriales; Herpotrichiellaceae
Exons: 3
Coding region: 222-590 (122 amino acids)
Biological process (GO): intracellular protein transport
Cellular component (GO): Sec61 translocon complex
Source: RefSeq, a predicted model, not a curated record